Phytophthora sojae is the source of this 981-nucleotide messenger RNA. RefSeq lists its product as hypothetical. The transcript has a single exon. The coding region runs from base 1 to 981 and encodes 326 amino acids. Lineage: Eukaryota; Oomycota; Peronosporomycetes; Peronosporales; Peronosporaceae. The record is from RefSeq and is a predicted model, not a curated record.
AUGCCUGACCAUUUACUGGAGGAAAACCAACACGUGAUGCAGGAGUGCCUAAAAUACACCACGGCAAAACUUGGUAUGAUUGCAACGAGUAAUCCUGCUGCCUGCUCUCAAUAUUAUAAUUACGUUAUGGAAAUUGUCAUUGACGUAAUACUUAAUUGGGACAGAGAUAAACACUGUUCAAAACCAGGAGGAGGUCUUUUUGGUGUUACAGAGGCCUUUUACGCAGCGACAGAAACCCAAGGUUCAACUGGAAACCUGCAUGGGUAUAUGUUGAUACGGGUGGAAGGAAUGCCUGCAACGGUAAAAGAAUAUUAUCAAUCAUGCCAACUGGAUGACGUGAAAAAGAGGCUCCUAGAGUAUGUUGAAUCAAUUGCGAGCUCUAAUUUCCCCGCCAAUACCGAAGUAUGCCCAUCAUGCCAUGAAAGUAAACUUACACCGAUGCCUCUUUCGAUGGACGCGUUUCAACGUCCGCGGAAAAACCAAGAACGUCCAAUUACAGCAAAGUGCACUGGUUGUCGACGAAACUUUGGAGAAAACGAAAUAAUCCGAGGGCAACUCACCGCAUAUGCCUUGGCAAACUCGUUGGAUAUUGAAGAUUUCGGUGACACUGCGAUAAAAUAUCAUAUCGCUAAACCUCAACCAUUACCGCUACCAGAUGACCAUCGAGCAAUUUCCAAUUUAUUGGUGAGUAGGGCACUAAUCGAGUAUCAAGCUCACCACUGGUACCAUUGCCGGUCAUGCUUUAAGUGCACCAGGCGUACACCAAAAGGAAAUGUUUGCAGAAUGUUUUUCCCAAAGGAAACAAGUCAAAGUACGCAUUGGACUGAACAAGAUACUAUGCAAUUAACCGCACUUGUCAACAUGUCAUGCACACCUCCAUCCACCGUCGAGUUGGUCAGAAGUCGUGCGGGGUGCGUCUUCUCAGCAGCAGAUCCUCCUUUAGAAGGCUUGCAAACAGCGGGACCGUGGCUUGAGUCGUAA